This is a messenger RNA of Serpula lacrymans var. lacrymans S7.9, 741 nucleotides long. RefSeq lists its product as uncharacterized. Gene Ontology annotation, cellular component: endomembrane system; membrane. The record is from RefSeq and is a predicted model, not a curated record. Bases 159 to 524 code for a protein of 121 amino acids. The transcript is spliced from 3 exons. NCBI's taxonomy places the organism in Eukaryota, Fungi, Basidiomycota, Agaricomycetes, Boletales, Serpulaceae.
GGGACGGCUGUUCCCGAGCCGUCAUGUUAUCUCUGCUCAUCUACGGAUUUGCUCUCGGUUUGCCCUUCGUAUUUCUCAUACGCCGUCGUCUAUCGCUCUCACCACAGAAAAAAGUGGCUAGCACAACCCCAGAAGCACCAAAAAAGGCGGGCACCAUCAUGCAGCCGCCCAGAACCGACCUCGAUCCUCCAAAGAGUGACCCCUACACUCUCGAGCAGUUGAAGGAGUACGAUGGCAGCAAACCAGAUAAGCCAAUAUACGUCUCUAUCAAAGGUGACAUCUUUGAUGUGACUCGCAAAGCAGACGUAUACGGUCCCGGCAAGUCUUACAACCUCUUUGCCGGAAAGGACGGCUCCAAGGGACUCGGAAUGUCGAGUCUCAAGCCAGAGGAUGCUAUACCUGAUUACAGCACUCUGCAAGAGAACGACCGCAAGGUCUUGGAUGACUGGCACAGUUACUUCUCUAAACGUUACAACGUCAUCGGUCGUGUCUCAGAUCUCCCGCCUGUUGUCGCGAACCUGUAAAUGUCUUGAAUCAAGCCGCAUCUUGAAUUUCAUCGUGCUUUACGCUAUGCUCCGCUGUGUUUAUUCAUCAUUUUAUUCGUUCAAGUUGUAUCAGUGAAUUCACUACUUUGACGCCCAUGCGCUGGUGCCAUUUUCGCACCGAAUGAUGUGAUACACGCUAUUUUUACUAGCAUCACUCUUUGUUCCAUACCAUGUCAAUAUUACUCCCAAUUUGAAG